UAGACUAUAUCAUGUCUUAUUCGGACUCACUGGUUUUCUCUUUCUCCGAUACGCAGAGUCCAUUCCCCAACAAUGGCGACGAAAAUGGCGAUCCCUCGUUUUGCUAGCAAAAUGAUGUUUUCGAACUUUGCUUUUUCUCCACCACCUACUGCUGCAGCUACCAGUGCUCCUCCGGCAGCAGAACCCUCAACAAAACUCUUUGUUUCAGGGCUUAAUAAACGUACUACUUCAGAAGCACCGACAGAUGCCUUUGCGAAAUUUGGUGAAGUUGUUCAAGCUCGGGUUGUUACUGACCAUGUUUCAGGAUACUCCAGGGGCUAUGGUUUCGUGAGAUAUGCCACUUUAGAUGAUGCCGAUGAAGGUAUCAAGGGCAUGGAUGGCAAGUUUCUGGAUGGUUGGGUUAUUUUCGCUGAGUAUGCUAGACCAAAAACUCAACAAUCACCUCCUGUGAAAAACACGGGGUUGCCGCCACUGUAUAGGAAUUACUAGUUUCUUUGUAUCGUUCAAGUUUACCUUCUCUCGUGUAUACCUGAAUGUCCUGAAGACAGCUAGAAGUGCCCUCUGCUUUGUGUUUGAAGAAUUAAACUCCUGAAAAGCAGAAUGAGAUUUGAAAAUUAGAUUCUUAGUUGUAGACAUUCUUCUUAUAGUACUGUGAGAAACAGAGUUCUAUUGCUUUGUGAGUGUUGAAAGAGGAAUUUAAGAUCAUAAUCUUAAGGCCUUGCAUUCAAAAGUAAUCCUCAACUGCAAAUAGCUUAAAGCCUUAUUUUCAGAUUUAUGUCGUGUAUUCGCAUUAUAUAUUGGGUUUGUUUACUAUUGUGGAGAUGUAUAAUAUUGCCUU
Messenger RNA from Papaver somniferum (opium poppy), 838 nucleotides. RefSeq names its product organelle RRM domain-containing protein 2, mitochondrial-like. Gene Ontology annotation, molecular function: RNA binding. Lineage: Eukaryota; Viridiplantae; Streptophyta; Magnoliopsida; Ranunculales; Papaveraceae. The transcript has 4 exons. Bases 73 to 489 code for a protein of 138 amino acids. The record is from RefSeq and is a predicted model, not a curated record.